Messenger RNA from Brassica napus (rape), 2524 nucleotides. Its product is annotated as phospholipase D alpha 4. The transcript has 3 exons. Gene Ontology annotation, molecular function: calcium ion binding; D-type glycerophospholipase activity. NCBI's taxonomy places the organism in Eukaryota, Viridiplantae, Streptophyta, Magnoliopsida, Brassicales, Brassicaceae. Gene Ontology annotation, biological process: phosphatidylcholine metabolic process; phospholipid catabolic process. The record is from RefSeq and is a predicted model, not a curated record. The coding region runs from base 75 to 2378 and encodes 767 amino acids. Gene Ontology annotation, cellular component: plasma membrane.
CAGCUUCAACACACAUAAUCGCAGAAACGUUUCUCUCAUACACCUAAAGAUUCAUUUUCGUACAGGGGGAAAAAAUGGAGCUUGAGGAACAGAAGAAGUUCUUCCAUGGAACACUCGAGAUUACAAUCUUCGACGCAACACCUUUCUCUCCUACAUUUCCUUUCCAUGUACGUAUUAUGUUGUUAAAGAUGACGUGUAUAUGUACGAAGCCAAGACCAGCUUACGUGACCAUUAAGCUAAACAAGAAGAAAGUUGCUAAAACAAGCUCAGAACUCGACCGUGUCUGGAACCAGACAUUUCAGAUCCUCUGCGCACAUCCUGUUUCCGACACCACCAUCACAAUCACGCUCAAGACUCACUGUUCCGUUCUCGGAAGAUUCCGAAUCUCUGCUGAACAGAUUCUGACUUCUAAUACAGCCAUUGUCAACGGGUGUUUUCCUCUGACUACAAAUAACGGAUCUAAGAAACCUAACUUGAAGCUCAAGUGUAUGAUGUGGUUCAGACCAGCUUAUCUAGAACCGGGAUGGUGCAAAACGUUCGAAGGAGAGCCUUUUCAAGGUAUUAAGAACGCUAGCUUCCCGCAACGAUCGAACUGCAGAGUUGUAUUGUAUCAAGACGCGCACCAUAAAGCCACGUUUGAUCCUAGGGUUCAUGAUGUUCCUUGUAAUGCAAGAAACCUAUGGGAAGAUGUUUAUAAAGCGAUUGAUUGCGCUAGGCAUUUAGUUUACAUCGCAGGAUGGGCAUUAAACCCUAACCUCGUUCUCGUACGUGAUGAAGAGACAGAGAUUCCACACGCAGUGGGGGUAACGAUCGGUGAGCUUCUGAAACGCAAAGCACACGAAGGCGUAGCGGUGAGAGUAAUGGUGUGGAACGACGAGUCGUCUCUACCGAUGAUCAAGAACAAAGGUGUAAUGCGAACAAACGACCAAACAGCUCUUUCUUACUUCAGAGACACAAGUGUUGUUUGUAGAUUGUGUCCAAGAUCGCACAAGAAGCUCCCUACGGCUUUCGCACACCACCAAAAGACCAUCACAGUGGACACACGUGUAACGAAUACAAACACAAAAGAGCGAGAGAUCAUGAGCUUCCUCGGCGGUUUUGACCUCUGCGAUGGUCGUUACGACACAGAGGAGCAUUCUCUGUUCCGUACACUCGGGACAAGCGAUGAUUUUUAUCAAACAAGCCUUGCUGGAGCUAAGCUAAGCAGAGGCGGACCAAGAGAGCCGUGGCACGAUUGUCACGUGUGUGUGGUCGGGGCUGCAGCUUGGGAUGUUUUGAAGAAUUUCGAACAGAGAUGGACGAAACAGUGUAACCCUUCUGUGUUGGUUAACACCUCAGGGAUAAGAAACUUAGUAAACAGUGCAACCACUGAAGAAGAUGACAGGAACUGGAAUGUCCAAGUCCUGAGAUCGAUAGAUCACGUGUCGGCAACGGAGAUGCCUAGAGGCUUACAGGUCGAGAGGAGCGUACACGACGGUUACGUCGCGGCGAUUCGAAAAGCAGAGAGGUUUAUAUACAUUGAGAAUCAGUAUUUUAUGGGAGGCUGCGAGCAUUGGGAGGGGAAGAACGGAAGCGGAUGCACAAACUUGAUACCCGUUGAAAUAGCUUUAAAGAUUGCGGCUAAAAUACGCGAGAAGGAGAGGUUUGCCGUGUAUAUAGUGAUACCAAUGUGGCCUGAAGGGCCACCGGAGAGCGAAACGGUCGAAGAGAUGCUUCAUUGGACGAGAGAGACAAUGACAAUGAUGUAUAAGAUCAUAGGAGAGGCGAUAUGGGAAGUUGGAGACGGGUCGCAUCCAAGGGAUUACUUAAACUUCUUCUGUCUCGCAAACAGAGAAGAGAAGAGAGAAGGAGAGUAUGAAGCAGCUUCGUCUCCGCAUCCCAAAACACAGUACUGGAACGCACAGAGGAACCGGAGAUUCAUGGUCUAUGUCCACUCCAAGAUCAUGAUAGUGGACGACGCAUACGUUUUAAUAGGAUCAGCCAACAUAAACCAGAGAUCAAUGGACGGUUGCCGUGACACGGAGAUUGCAAUAGGUUGCUACCAAACAGAUACAACUAAGACCAAUGAAAUUAGAGCUUACCGGUUGUCGCUCUGGUACGAGCAUACAGGUGGCAAGAUCACAGUGGAUGAGUUAUCUUUCUCGGAGCCAGAGAGUCUUGAAUGCGUCCGAGGGUUGCUGACAAUUGGGGAACAAAUGUGGGAUAUUUACAGCGGUGAGAAGGUAGUGGACAUGAACGGUGUACACUUGGUUGUGUACCCCAUUAGUGUGACGACAGAUGGUGCGGUUGAGAAAAUCGGCGACGGAGUUUUUCCUGAUACCAAGACGUUGGUGCGAGGGAAAAGAUCCAAGAUGUUGCCUACGGUUCUAACAACAUGAAAGAAAAUGUCAGAAUCAGAAUCAUGACUUGCAAUGUAUAUGUAUUUCAACUUGUUUAUUAUGAUAAUAAAACGAAUAUAGAUGUUGACUAUGUAAAGAUGAUUAUAACGCACUUACUGGUUUCUAUUAUGACCGUUUUGGUUCCU